Molecule: messenger RNA, 1322 nt
Organism: Nilaparvata lugens (brown planthopper)
Lineage: Eukaryota; Metazoa; Arthropoda; Insecta; Hemiptera; Delphacidae
Product: dihydrolipoyllysine-residue acetyltransferase component of pyruvate dehydrogenase complex, mitochondrial-like
Exons: 7
Coding region: 127-1176 (349 amino acids)
Biological process (GO): pyruvate decarboxylation to acetyl-CoA
Cellular component (GO): pyruvate dehydrogenase complex
Molecular function (GO): dihydrolipoyllysine-residue acetyltransferase activity
Source: RefSeq, a predicted model, not a curated record
GUUUCAUUCUGUUUAACGCUAAAAUUCGUUAUCUGGAUUCAACUCGUCUCGACAUUUACUAGAUUUCUAGAUUUAGAUAAACUGGAUUCAUUUUAAAGUUGUAUAAGAACCAACCGUAUUCCUAUCAUGAUCAUGUUACAGAAUAAGUUUCAAUCUUCUUUCAAAGUUCAAAGAAUAUUUUGCAAUAAGCAAUCGUGGUUCAUCUUAAAAGGCUGUAAAGCUCUGCUUUCUGUCUACUCGGCAACAAAAGAACAUGAUAACAUUUCACGAUGGGCGAGAGAAAAAGGUGCAGCAGAUAAAAUAAAUGAAAAUCGUUCUCUGGCAAGAAGAGAAGAGAAUAAAGCACCAAGAAGAGUGUCCACCGAAAAGUUGCAGCUUAUUCUUACCAAUGAGGGUAAUGAAGUUUUUGGGCCGAUUCAGAUUGAACAUCUGAUGAAAGUGCCUCAUUCUGGACCAAGAAUAAGGACAGAUUACAGAAAAUCUUCCUCUCCCUAUAAUGACAGAGCAAUUUCAAAUGAUCGCGAAGAGUUGGCUCAAAAAUUUUGCCAGUCCAAACAGACAAUACCUCAUUAUUACUUGACCAUGGACAUUAAUGCUGAAAAACUUAUAAAUUUGAGGAAGGAAAUGAAUGCCAAUCUCCAAGAAGGAAAUAUCAAACUGAGCAUUAAUGAUUUUAUAAUAAAAGCCACAGCAUUGACUUGCCUGCAAGUGCCUGAAGCGAACAGUGUUUGGAUGGAUACAUUUAUUAGACAGUACAAUACAGUGGACGUAAGCUUUAUUGUCAGUAGUAAAUCUGGUCUCACAAUACCAACUAUUUUUGAAGCAGACUCCAAAAGCUUAGCUGACAUCAGUUCGGGUAUCAGAUCACUUACCCAAAAAGCCAAAGCAGGGAAGCUGCAGUCGGAUUUCAAGGAAGGUACAAUAACUGUAUCAAAUCUGGGAAUGAUGGGUAUUAAACAAUUCAGCGCGUUCAUAAAUCCAUCUCAGUCGUGUAUACUCGCCGUUGGUGGACUUGAGAAGCAACUUAUUCCUACCCAUGAUGGAGGGUCAAGAGCAGCAGAUUUAAUGAGCGUUACUCUCAGCUGCGACCAGCGCACCGUGGAUGGUGCGGUAGGCGCUCACUGGCUGGCCACCUUUCGGCAGUUCAUUGAAGCACCGCAUCUUUUGAUCACAUAAUUCUACAUGUCUUUCUUCCCUGGUGAGGACCGGCUAGGAGACUUCUACAUUCUCAAAUGUUUUUUUUUUUGUGAAUGUAGAAUAGAAUAGAAUAGAAUACGUUUAUCCACCAAUAAAUACAAUUUAAUGUACAUUAGGUGUCGUCA